Molecule: messenger RNA, 1413 nt
Organism: Physella acuta
Lineage: Eukaryota; Metazoa; Mollusca; Gastropoda; Physidae
Product: squalene synthase-like
Biological process (GO): farnesyl diphosphate metabolic process; cholesterol biosynthetic process
Cellular component (GO): endoplasmic reticulum membrane
Molecular function (GO): squalene synthase [NAD(P)H] activity
Source: RefSeq, a predicted model, not a curated record
UAAAUGUAAUCGACCAGUUAUGAUUUCAAAUUAUAUUUAGCGAAAUUUUCAAUUUAUACGCAAUAUAAAAUUUGUUGGCGUGUGUGAAUUUUUCAACGAUAGUUGGUUUUAUUAAAGUGGGUGAAGUAGAUAUUUUAGACACUCCAGAAAAUGGACAUCACCAGGUUGUUUAAAAGCUUGGACGAAAUGAGGUCUUUGAUCAAAUUAAAAAUUCAUAUAACAGACAAGGCGACGAUUUUAGACAAGGAAACGACCAGGCCCUCACUGAAGAAGUGUUAUGAGCUGCUCAAGCAUUCAGCUCGGAGUUUAUACCUGGUUAUAAGUGCCGUGAAGGCACCCCUCAGAGAUGCCAUCUGCGUGUACUACCUGAUUCUCCGUGCCAUGGACACGAUCGAGGACGACAUGACCAUUCCAGCGAACGUCAAGUAUUCCAUCCUGCGAACGUUCGUCACCAUAGUCAAGGACCCGAACUGGCGCUAUACACAGAGUCAGGACAAGGAUGCUGUUGUGUUGGAACAGUUUCCAUGUAUUUCUAAAGAGUUUAGUCUGUUGUCCGUAUCGUACCAGCAGACGAUACUAGCCAGUGUGCCAGAGAUCGGAGAAGGUUUGUCUACAUCGCAGGAUAUGCCAUAUCGAAAUGUGGAAGAGUUCAAAAAGUACACUCGCUACGCCACUGGGAUCCCCGCCACCCAAGUCUUCGAGAUGUUUCGAGCCUGCCAGCCGGUGAGUGAUGCUGAGAGGAAGGUGAUAGAGGACUACGGGAUCCUGAUACAGGUCACCAACGAUCUGAGGGAUUUCUACCAGGAUCUGCAGGCUGGCAGGAAGCGUCUAUGGCCGGAGUCUGUGUGGAAGAAAUACGCCUCCGAUGUCCGAGAGUUUACCAGUCCUGAUGGAGAAGACAGAGGUCGCGCCUGUCUCAAUGAACUCAUUACACUGGGCUUGGAGGUGAUCCCGUCAUGUAUGGACUUCUUGGCCCGCUGCCCUAGUCAGGAGUGCCUCACGUUCUUCGCCAUACCCCAGGUCAUGGGGAUCGCCACACUAAGCAGCCUUUACAACAACCCGAAGGUCUUUCACGGGGCCGUCAAGAUCAGGAAGGGGGAGGCUGCCCACAUCAUGCUCAACUCGACCUCCAUUGAUAAAGUCAAGGCCAUGAAUGCCCGCUAUAUUUCCGAGAUCUUAGCCCGUGUACCUAAUGAGGAUCCGAACAGCGCCACCACAAGACAAGCCUGUAAAGUAGCUCUGAGCUUCACACAAACUCCUAAGCCACAGAACUCACUCACAAGCAUUCACUUUCUUGGUCCCCUUCUUGUGAUUGUAGCCAUCACCUUCCUUCUUAUAUUGAUGUAUUUUUAACUUGAGCUGUAGUGGAUGCUUGAAAACAAAAAAAUGGAUGUUGCUGUGUGGUAUAUUAAA